ACUGAAGUGUUUAAAAUUUAAUUGUGUUCGGUUGGAGAAUGUGCUCGCUGUGAGAAUCACGGAGAAGAAAAGUGAAUACCGUUACAAGUGCUCGACUAAAAUGUCACUUUUUAAGAAAAAAACCCCGAAGUAUACGCCUCCCCCGGUCCCUCCGACUCCAGCGGAGGAGUAUCAGCAGAACGGAGCGGACAAUAAUAAUGGAACACAGAAGUCCCAACUGGUAUUUCAUUGCCAACAGGCGCACGGCAGCCCUCUAGGACUCAUCUCAGGCUUUUCCAAUGUAAAGGAGUUAUAUGAAAAGAUAGCUGAAUGUUAUGACUUUCCACCAGAAGAUAUUUUGUUUUGCACGUUGAACACUCAUAAAGUGGACAUGAAGAAAUUACUAGGCGGGCAAAUUGGAUUAGAAGACUUCAUAUUUGCACACAGAAAGGGUCGCCCCAAAGAAAUAGAAAUUGUUAAAACAGAAGAUGCUCUUGGAUUAACAAUCACAGACAACGGAGCUGGAUAUGCAUUCAUCAAGAGAAUAAAGGAAGGCUCAAUAGUCUCCAGAAUACCACACAUAGAAGUUGGUGACCACAUUGAGAAGUUAGACGGGGAAAAUAUGGUUGGUAAGAGACAUUAUGAAGUUGCUAAAACACUGAAGGAGAUUCCGAGAGGAACUACUUUUAUAAUUCGGUUAGUCGAACCACUUAAAAGUGGUUUUGGUAGCAUCGGUCCAAAAUCAAGCAGCGCGAGGGCAGGGAAAAAACAAAAUUAUGGAUCUGGAAAAGAGACGUUAAGAUUCAAAGCGAAUGGUCAAGCUACAAUAGAGAAUGAGCACGACGAGAAAUCUAAGGCUGGCAUAGAGAAAAUAAAUGGCCUCCUAGAAUCCUUUAUGGGUAUUAAUGAUACGGAAUUAGCUUCACAAAUGUGGGAGAUAUCAGAAGGGAAGACAAACUCAAUGCAACUAGCCGAAGCCAUUGAUAACAGUGACCUCCAGGAAUUUGGAUUUACUGAUGAAUUUAUAAUUGAGUUGUGGGGAGUAAUUACCGAUGCCAGAGCUGGUCGUCUGAGCUAAAAAAUAUUUUGUGCCUUAAAAUACCGGUGACCAAAGACCCCUAUAUUUGUAUUGAUGUUUAUCCGAGUGAAUUUGAAAUACUUAUUUAGAUAAAUUAUUGAAAACUGAAGAAAUAGGGAGAGUAGAUAACAAUGGAUCACUUUUUUUUUCAAGCUCCACAAAUCCCAAGUUUAUGAGUAAAUAAUUAAUCUAUGAUAAUUAACCACAAGAUAUGUCCCUAAUCUACAAAACCAGGUGCAAUUAUUGCUAAAAACGGCAUAAACUUACAAGUUAUAACAAGUCUUUUAAAAAAUGGGAAAUAAUCCACUGUGACCCGUGGAU
Messenger RNA from Chilo suppressalis (striped riceborer), 1378 nucleotides. The record is from the annotation of a GenBank genome assembly. Lineage: Eukaryota; Metazoa; Arthropoda; Insecta; Lepidoptera; Crambidae.